GUCGCGGCCCUUGCUGUCUUCGCACCGAUAGAACGCUUUGCUCACGGCGAUCUCUCUAUAAAGUUGUUGUUGUGGCUUCCGCCGCGGGUGGAGGAAGAUGGCGUCGGGAGGUGGCGGCUGUAGCGCUUCGGAGAGACUCCCACCGCCGUUCCCCGGCUUGGAUGCGGAGUCUGAGGGGACAGCCGGGGGGUCAGAACCCGAAGGUGGGGACAGCGACACAGAGGGGGAGGACAUUUUCACUGGCGCUGCGGCAGCGAGUAAACCCCAGUCUCCAAAGAGAACUGCAUCUAUUCUUCCCAUCAACAAUGGUUCCAAAGAAAAUGGGAUUGAGGAAGAACAAGACCAGGAGCCACAGGAUCUCUUUGCAGAUGCCACAGUGGAGCUAUCCCUGGACAGCACACAAAAUAAUCAGAAGACGGUACCAGCCAAAACACUCAUUUCUCUUCCUCCACAGGAAGCCACAAAUUCUUCUAAGCCCCAGCCAAGCUAUGAGGAGCUAGAGGAAGAAGAACAGGAGGAUCACUUUGAUUUGACAGUUGGUAUUACUGAUCCGGAGAAGAUAGGGGAUGGUAUGAAUGCCUAUGUGGCCUACAAAGUUACAACACAGACGAGCCUACCAAUGUUCAGAAGUAAACAGUUUGCAGUGAAAAGAAGAUUUAGUGACUUUCUGGGUCUUUAUGAGAAGCUUUCAGAGAAACACUCUCAGAAUGGUUUCAUUGUCCCUCCUCCACCUGAGAAGAGCCUAAUAGGAAUGACAAAAGUAAAAGUUGGGAAGGAAGAUUCUUCCUCUGCAGAAUUUCUUGAAAAACGGAGGGCUGCUCUAGAAAGGUACCUUCAAAGGGUUGUGAAUCACCCUACUAUGUUACAGGACCCUGAUGUCAGGGAGUUUUUGGAAAAAGAAGAGCUGCCACGGGCCGUUGGUACUCAGACAUUGAGUGGUGCUGGUCUCCUCAAGAUGUUCAACAAAGCCACAGAUGCAGUCAGCAAAAUGACCAUCAAGAUGAAUGAAUCAGACAUUUGGUUUGAAGAGAAACUCCAGGAAGUAGAGUGUGAGGAACAACGCCUAAGGAAACUACAUGCUGUGGUAGAAACUCUUGUCAACCACAGAAAAGAGCUAGCACUGCACACAGCUCAGUUUGCAAAGAGUCUAGCCAUGCUUGGGAGUUCCGAGGACAACACGGCACUGUCACGGGCACUCUCCCAGCUGGCUGAGGUGGAAGAAAAAAUUGAGCAGCUUCACCAGGAACAGGCCAACAAUGACUUCUUCCUCCUUGCUGAACUCCUGAGUGACUACAUUCGCCUCCUGGCCAUAGUCCGAGCUGCCUUUGACCAGCGCAUGAAGACAUGGCAACGCUGGCAGGAUGCUCAAGCUAUGCUGCAGAAGAAGCGAGAGGCUGAGGCUCGGCUGUUGUGGGCCAACAAGCCUGACAAGCUACAGCAGGCCAAGGAUGAGAUCACAGAGUGGGAGUCUCGGGUGACUCAGUAUGAAAGGGACUUUGAAAGGAUUUCAACAGUGGUCCGAAAAGAAGUGAUACGGUUUGAGAAAGAGAAAUCCAAGGACUUCAAAAACCACGUGAUCAAGUACCUUGAGACACUCCUGUAUUCACAGCAGCAGUACUGGAGGUUGAACCUAGAGCAAAGCCCUAUCACUGAGCUACAUUCCCCAGCCCUACCUGUAUCUCCUUUAAUGCAGAAGAGUUCCUCAGCCUUUGUCUUUCAUUAUGGUGACAUUUUUGAAGAAUAUAGGCCAGUUAUUUUGUAGAAUAUUGCUUAAUUUGCAUUUUUCUUAUGGUUCCACAUGACUGGGGCUUUCCAUUGUGGAUACGAACAUCAUAGAAGUGAUGUGUUCUCCAUGCAUCUGAAGUUGGCAUAUGAUGUUGUUUGUCCCAUUAAUGUUGAUGAUAAAUCUGAUCACUUGGUUAAGUUGAUGUCUACCAGGUUUUCCAUUUUAAAUUUGCUAUUUUCCCCUUUGUAAUUAACAAGUAAUUUAUGGGAGAUACUUUCAGAUCAUACAAGUAUUUUGUUCAUCCACGGUUAUAGCAUCCAUUGGUAACUGGUCUUGCCUGAAUCAGUUAUUAUUAUAAGGAUUGAGCAGUAUUAUUUUCCAUCUCAGACCUGCUUUCUACAUUUAUUGGUUGGCAUUCUCCUUCUAAAUAAAAACAUUCUCUUUCCCCAUUUAUUUUACCACUUGUUUAUCAGUAUGGAAACAUGGAUUCCUACUGUAUUCAAAUUCAAGCUGUUACUUUGACUUUAUUUUGCUCAAACUGUCCUACAUUGGUAGCAGGCUCCUGUGUCUUUUGAAUACUUUACUUUCUGGCAUAACAAGAUAUUCUAGGCUCAUCUUGUAUCUUCCUUGCCUCAGCCCUAGAAUCAGCCAUUUCUCCAGGAAGCUUUGAUUCUUAGGAAUGAAAUUUAGAAACCAAGUUUGGGUGUUGAGUGUGCUUGUUGUUACUGGGACAUCUUGCUGCAAGGUUUUCCAGACAGGACAAGAAAAUAUAGAGAGGUAAAAGAAAUAUUGAGAGAGGUAGAGAUCGAUCACAUAAGUAGAUAUUAAAAAUCAUGGGGUGGGAGGCUGGGGUUAUAGCUCAGAGGUUGAAUGCUUGCUUCGCAUGUAUGAGGCACUGGGUUUGAUCCUCAGCACCACAUAAAAAAAUAAAGAUAGUGUCCAUCUACAACAACAAAAAAAAAAUCAUGGGGGGCUGGUGUUGUGGCUCAGUGGAAGAGCACUCGCCUAGCACGUGCAAGGCCCUGGGUUUGAUCUUUAGCACCACAUAAAAAUAAAUAAAAUAGAAGUAAUGUGUCCAACUAUAACUAAAAAAUAAAUAUUUUUUAAAAAUCAUGGGGUGGAGAGUGCUCAGUGUAGAGCACUUGCCUAGCAUGCACAAGGCAUAGAGGGUUCAAUCCCCAUUACCACAAAAAAUAAAUUCUUUCAUGAAUUCACAUUGAUAGUUGUAGUCUAGCCCUAUAGGUUUACUCUGUCCCCUUUCCACAUUUGUAAUUCUUUUCUCCACAGAGACUUAUUUUUAAAUUAACUUCUCUGUGCUUUGUUAAGUUCUAUCCAAUGAUCAUCUUGAUGUUUCAUUAUUUCCUUGGGAUGGAUGCUCCUUGGGUUUCAAAACUUCCCUCUGUGUCUGCUGUGUCUCGAAGCUGAUGGGCCAGUUGACUUCAGGGCUUAUGCAUUUCUGUGCAGAGUUUAUAGACAUGGAAAUCAAGAAGGCCAACAGCAGGUGAGGGGUACUGAUUCAGAAACCUCUACAGGGAAUAACAGGCACAAAGGAAUAAUAAAUAAAUGACACAAAGAAAGGAGACUCAGGGGGAAGAAAUUGAUGAGAAUGUGAUGUUUGAACUGUGUCUUAAACGUGAAGAGGUGUUUGUUCCUUCUACCAGGACCAUUCUGCUUUCCUUGUCUGCCUGAUAGUCAGAGGUGGAUACCGAUAUCUAGGGACAUACAAGUGCUUGGUAUGGCCAGAGUUGAAUCAGUGAGGUGAGAGUAAUGAGCAGAAGCUGGAUCAUAAUGCCUGAGAAUUCGUGAGGCCCUUUGAACGUUAUCCUACAAGUACAGGAAGCUACUGAAGGGAAGUAUUUGUGAUUUAGACAUCAGAAGGUGUCAGACUGGAGGUGGAGAUUGCUGCCAGGCUCUAUACAACAUCCGCAGGGAUGAGGCCAGUAAUAAUGGAGUUAGAACUCAGGGAGAGGUUUGGAAGGUGGAGAUGCAACCACUGGGACCUGGCCACUGACUUGAUGAGAGACCCGAGGGAGGGGAAGGUAGUUGGCAUGGCCCUCAGGUAUCUGGCUUGAAUAUUAGACACAGAUUACACAUUGUAACACAAGCUACACAGAAGGCAAACAGGUUUAGAGCAGAUGGGAGGGGAAGCAGUGGGGACAGUAAAGCUCCUCUGGAGGGGAUGAGAGGCUGGUGGUUAGAAGUGGGAGAUACAGAGUUUUAUUUAAAGGCUGGGCAGACUUAAGCAUGUUAUAGAAAUUCAGAGGAGAGAAAGGGAACAACUCUCAGAGUUAUGUGUGGGAAUAAAGGCAGCCCAGAGAGUGGAAGGGAACAGUUCCCAUGCUCAGAGGGAGCCUCACUGCUGUCUGCUGUGAGAAAGAAAUCUAUUGGAGGAGGGAAGGCAGAAGAAGGGUUCAUGCCUCCUCCUGGUAGGGACACUGUUUACCUAUUUGAACCAAGAGGUUUGGACAAAAUGUAUGGAGAUAAGUCUACAAUUAUCCUGCUUGCCCCUUGGGUUGUUUCCUCAAGAAUUUCUGGAUUCCAUCUGAAGGUGAGGAAAUAGAGCUGGGGAAAAUGUAAUAUUCAGUAUAAGUAUUCAGUGACAGAAUAAGUAAGUGGAGUAGAAAUAAAAUAGAGAAGAAGUGUCACAUAAAUAUUAGUAACUUUAAACUCUUCCCAGAAGACUUUUUUUUUUUUUUUUAGUACUGGGGAUUAAACUCAGGGGGCACUUGACCACUGAGCCACAUCCCCAGCCCUAUUUUGUAUUUUAUUUAGAGACAGGAGUCAGGGUCUCACUGAGUUGCUUAGCACCUCACUUUUGCUGAGGUUGGCUUUGAACUCGCCAUCCUCCUGACUCAGGUGCCCGAGCCUUUGGGAUUACAGGAGUGCACCACCACGCCCAGCCCUCCCAGAAGACUUUUAUUAUUAAUGCACCUAUAGUUGGGAACUCUAAAGAAAAUAAGGAAUGGUUUUUCAGAAAUUCAAAUUUUAAAAAGGAGAAUUGAUGGAAACCUGCUCAAAUAUGGGCAAAGGUCUGGUUGGGCAGAGCGUGGUGAUGGAAAGAGUGUCCUUUGCUGAGCAUGCUUAGGCCCCACAUGAGGUUGAAGCCCAUGGAUUCUGAGUGACAUCUAACCGCAAGGUGUGGGAUUUUUCCCACUGGUACUUGGCAGCUUGGAGGAAAUGGAGGGAAAGAGAAGAAUAGUGAUCCCUGCCCUAGCAGAAAAGGACACAUCUUUGCUGCUGUCGGCACAUCCCUUAGCUAUAUACUUUGUCUUUGGAGAUACUAAGAUUCUCUGUGCCGUGUUUGAGUUAAGAAUUAGAAACGGACAACAACUCAAUCCUAUCCUCUGAACCUUGGGAAUGGAGCAUACAUCACUAUCCUGGGAUACCAGUUGUGUGGCUUUGUGUUGGUUAUAUGUCUUUAUCACUUCAUGGCCCCAGCAAAAGUUUGGGUUCAAAACUGAUGCCAAAUAGAUAAGUGUUACAUGAUUAUUCAGUUGCAGGCUCUGCUGCCUGGCAUUCACAGCUGUCUGUGAGAGGACCCAGCUCACCUUGCCCUGUUUAUCUCCCAGUCCUUAACAGUGCUAAAGUCUCAUGGAAACUGAUUACAAACAUGCUUUUUCCCUUUCUCAUUUCCAUGUGACUGGAUGAGCCUUUGUUAAUUCUGGGCUUUGUACCUGUGACAUUCUUUCUCAGUUCCCAUUUCUUAUCUUCAGUUUCAGAAUUAUACCAGUCUGAAAUAGGCAUUUUUCAACAUUAUGGAUGGGCACGUAAGUGUAAGGAGAUGGAGGGCAUUUGCCAAUGUGUCAGUGAGGAUCCUCAUAGACACUUCUAGAAACCAGGCCCAUGAAAACUAACCACAGAUGCCCAUUGUAAAUGGUGUUGUUUGUUUACAGUUGCAAAAACUGGAAUGAAUCUAAAUUUGUGUCAUGAAAGGAUUAAAUGAAUUAUGGUACAGUCAUACAGUUGGCUAUUAUAUAGCCAUUGAAAGUGAUAUGUAAUUAUAUUCAUUGACAAGAAAAACUCAUAUUUUUGAGUGAAAAAAGCAGGUUUUAGAAUUGCAUGUAUGAUAUGAUCCUCAUUUUAUAAAAUUUUAUAUAUGGGAAGGAUGUUAAUUAAAUUGUUUACUAUGAUUGCCUCUAAAGAUGGAAUUUUGCAUUACUUCCAGUUUUUUAUGCCAUUUAUAUUGCUUAAAAUGUCUGUAUUAUCUUUACAAGUAGAAAAAUCAAAUAAAGCUAUUUUCAUUGUGGGAGAACAAUUUAGUGCAUCCUUUGGGGCCUACUUCAUAUAUAAAUUCUCUGAAAAGCUUUGUCUGAUCCACUUUAUCUGAUCCACCAUCUCUAUCCCAGACAGGAAUGGGAACUCCGUCUCCUGUACCUCUUGUAUGGCACUGUAUUUAUUGUCUUUGUAAACUCUGGUCUCUACCUUAUGCAAUGGCUCUCUGAGGUUACCUCAUUGGCCUCCUGUGCAAUGAAUUCCUUAAGAUCAUAGAGUUUGUAUUUUCUACUCAUCUUGGUAUCCUCCUGCCACCCUCAAAGGCAGCCUGUGGGGGUAGUUGCUAUUCUGUAGCUCCACAUCAUUGCCAUAUGGCUACUGAGGACAGAUCUUGAGGUUUUUCAAACAGUUAUGAAAUCUGGCAAUUUUGGGACUCAGUAGGCCCUACCAUGGUUGGUAAGACUAGUGCUCAGAGCCUUAGGUGGGGCCUACAGGCUGCCCCAUGAUAGCCACCUGCCUCAUCAGGCUUGCCUGAGAUAAGCCUUCUCCCCUUUGGCCCUUGUCUGUUGUGGAAAUGCCCCUGUGGCUAAGAUGACCAGACCUCUGGGACAGAAACUCCACCCACCCAAGGCAGCUCAGAAAAAGCCAGCUGUUCAUCCUCCAUAGGAUGUACUUUGUCUGGGUCCAGAAAAAAACCACAGAAAAACCCUGGCCAGUCUGAGAUAGAACCUUUCACUAAAGAGAUGUGACGACUGUUUCCAAAUGACUCUUCCCUCCAAGAUUUAUUGCUUUUUAGCUUCCCCUUCCAUUAUGAGUGGCAGCAAUGAUGGCCACAGGGACCCAACCAGCAAGUCUCUGUGAAGUGGCACAUCAGCAGCCUCACUAGCAAAAAAGAUGAGGUGCACCUUACAGGCAGGAACAUGUGUAGGUCAAAGGACAGACUGCCCCCGGCAGCCUCUUCCCACUGUGGAGCCUCAUUAUUUCAUUAACUAUAGUAAGAAUUGUUGCUUGUUAAGUACUAUCUGCCAGGCAUUGUGCUCAGGGCUUUAAGACAUCUCUACUCCAGUACCUUCAACUUACCAGGUAGUCAUCAUUAUCUACAUUAAAAUACUUGAGGCUCAAAGAACAAGCAGCUUGCUCAGAGCUAAGUUAGGUUCUAGGUUCUUAGCUCUAGACAACACCCCAGAGCUAACAACCUACUAAGACAUUAACCUACAAAGUUCUUAAAGACCUCAAUAAAUCCAUACAGUAUGCCUGUUAAGGACAAAUCCAUUUGGGCAAAUGCUCUACCAGUUAGCUGCAUUCCCAGCCCUUUUUAUUUUAUUUUGAGACAGAAUCUUGCUGAGUUGUCCAGUCUGGCCUCAAAUUUGAGAUCCUCCUCCCUCAGCUCCUGCAUAGCUAGGAUUACAGGCAUGUGCUACUGCACCUGGAACAAGUCCCAUUUUGAUACUGACCUGACCUUGUAAGUAUAUGAGCCUCUCUGACCCCUUUGAGAUCCUCUUUCCCCUAGGAGCAGCCAUUGGAAGUCAGAGAAGCAGGUCUAGUAAACAGCUGGGGACCUUUAAUGCCAGAUACAUUUGUUGAACCAGGCAUAGUGACAUAUGGUUUGAGGAGUGUUAGAAAGUUGUCUCCCAAGAAAAAUCUGCUGUGCCAUGAAAAGUGCCGAGGCAGUCUUUGCCAGCUCCUCCUGAUGCAGCCCUGGGUGAGCAGCUGAGCUGCCUCUGUCAUAUCUGGGCAGAGGAAAAGAGGCUCUGAGGAAUGACACUGCUGGCUGGGGCUGCAGGUCUGGAACCUGCUUGACCCUGAAAAGCAGGUUGCCAACCUGUCCUGAGCCUGGUUUGCUCUCAGGGCUCUCAAGACAUUUUCUAUAGAGGUGCCUUCUUAAUCCAGCUCUUUCCAGAACCACUUCUCACCCUUGGGCUUCACUCUCCUGUUUCUGAAAAUGAAGACUUUAGACUAUGUCAGAAACUUAAAAAUUGUUUUAGAGAACUCUUUUUAAGGUAUCUUGUUCCAAAAUUCAAUAUUAUAACAUAAAAAUUGUUUUUAAAUUUUAUUUCAAAUUAAUAAAAUGUACUUAUUAAAAAGGCAAUCAGUAGGAACCCUGAGGUGGUUGUGAUGAAUAGAAUAGUUGCUGAUUUACACCAAGCUCUUCUUCCAAUUUAUUUGCUGUGUUUUUUUGUUUGUUUGUUUGUUUUGUUUUUUUUGGUUGUGCAAUAUGGAGAAAUAUCAGGAAAAUCCUUAUCACAGAGUUAGUAGCUGAAAGAGUUGUUUUCAAACUAACCUUUAAAGCUCAGCAUACUGAAAGGAAUAGAAUUUGUUUUUGUUGAUAAAUAAGUAGCAAUAUAUUAGGAUGAACUAAAUGUAACUGUGAAUCUCCUACCAUUUUUGGAUUACAAAAACAUUAGUUUCAUAUAAUUCAGUUAAAAAUAACAGCGAAUAUUUAUUUACUGUGUGUCAGGCCCAUGCUAAGCACUUCAGAAGCAUGAUGUCAUUUAACCCACACACAACGCCCCCCACCCAACUCUCCAUUGUACAGAUAAGGACUCAAGUUCAGGGGGGCUCUCCAAGAUUACACAAGUGACUAGAGCAGGACUUGGGUGGGGCAGGCAAGGCCUACCCUUGCUCAGGCAGCCUCCCAUGGUUGGCCCCUCCCUCUGGCUGACCCACCCACUCCCAGAGAAGAAUCCAGCCUCUGUGUCUAGCAGCACCCGCUUGCCUGCCCUGCCCAGGAGCUAUUUGUUUUCUUAACGGGGUUAACCAAACCUCCUGAGCAGCCUUGGAGCUGUGGGGUGGAGCUGCGGGUGAAAGGGGGUUUUGUGUGCAGUGGUUUUGUUAGCAAUGGUGGAGGGUGAGGGCCCAGCCAAGGCAUGGCAGAAGCGCAGGCCAGCCAACCCACAGGACCACCACAGGAGCAGGGCUGUGUUGGGGAACAUCUUCACCUCAGCAUGUCCUGCCCUUUGCUCAAGCCAUGAUACUGUCAAGCAGCCAGUGUAGCACAGUCCCUUGAGGGGCUGGUGUGGGAGUCCGAUGUCUACUACAUGGUCCCCAGGAACACACGGGGCAUCCCCAGGGAACUGUUGAAAAUGUCCAUGAUUAGGCACCACGUAGGGCUCUGAACCCAAUCCUCCUGUCUCAGCCUCCCCAGCCGCUGGGAUUACAGGCAUGUGCCACCACACCCAGCACAACCCCAUAUUUUCUGAUUGCAAAGUUAGCCUCAGCAACAGCGAGGCACUUAGCAACUCAGUGAGACCCUGUCUCUAAAUAAAAUACAAAAUAGAGCUGGGGAUGUGGCUCAGUGCUUGAGUCCCCCAGUUCAAUCCCUGGUACCCCAAAAAAAGAAAAUAUGGGGUUGGGGCCCUAAAAUCUGAGAUUGUCAGGCAGGACCUCUAGGGAAUAAUACUGACUGUGAAAAUUUGAAAACUAUUGCUGUAUAAUCUAGAUCAAGAAAAUGUGAUCAAUUAAUACUUUUAGGCAAUUUUCACUCAGCAACUUAGAAAUUAAAUUCAUAUACUAGACAGUGAUGGAGAAAAGACAGAGAUUCUAUAGUAAAACAACUCAUUCUAAAAAUAGAAGUCACUUUGAGGUCUCUACACCCAUCAUAUAAGCCUGGAAUUUAACAGUGUUCAUUUGCCACACUGACCAAUGCUUAAAGUAUACAGAAAAUAAACUCUUCCUCUGAUUGUAAUAACUGCUUUGGAAUUUAUAUCAUGCCAUGUGUUGCUCUUUAUAGGACAAUAUUGCACAUAACUUGUUCUAUCUCCUCAAAGACACUGUAAAUAAUACCUCCAAGUCCAGGAUCUUGUUUCUCCUUAUUUGGACCUGCACCUUUGCACCACAGGACACUGUAGAAUUAGGGACCUGCAUGUUUACUACAGGAUGUUUUCAAGUCAUUUGUAUUGAAUCUCAAUGAAAAGCCACUGAAAAGGCAAUGAAAAGCCACUGAAGCUUCUCAGGAACAUCUGGAAAUUAAGUCAAAUGAAUAAAAUGAACACCAGUCCACCAAAAGAGAGAGGCAGAGAUGGAUGUCUAACCCUAAGAUGGAAAAAGCGUUCUUGUAAUCCCCUUGCAGCAGACCUUCUAGCCCUUCAGCAACCUCUGUCCCCUCUGCACCUCUCUCCCAGGCCUUCUCUCCCCUCCCCAGCCUUUGCUCUACCUCCCCAUUUAGCCUUUUUAUUUUUUAAAAAACUUUAUUGGUGCUUUAUAAUUAUACAUAAUAGAUUCAAUCUUACAUAUUCUCAUUCAUAUACUCUUUCAAUCAACAGUUUUUUGUUUUUAGUAUAUCAGGGCUCAGAACAUGAAACUCCAAGGUAUGGCACCCUUAAGUGCUAAAUAUUUUGAAAUAAAGGAUUUGGGGGCUGGGGAUGUAGCUCAGUGAUAGUGUGUGCUUAGCAUGUGCAAGGGUUCCAUCCCAACACCAAAAAUUAAUUAAUUAAUAAAAUAAAAAGACUGGAAGGGCCUAAGAGCAAGGUCUCUCUGACCUCCUGCCCUUACUUUCUUCCCUGAAGUGAGCUACAGAAAUCAGAAUUUUUCUUCUCCAAAAUGGGUCACAGAAACUAGAAUCACAUAAGGUGUAGUGGUACACACUUGGAAUCCCAGUUUACUUGAGCAGCUGAGGCAAGAAGAUCAUAAAUUUAAGUCCAGUCUGGACAACCUAGGAAACCCGGUCUCGAAAUUUAAAAAAUAACAAGGGCUGAGGAUGUAAUUCAGUGGUAGAGUGCCCUGGGUUCAGUCCCUCAUAUCAAAAACAAAAAUACAGAACCCUAUUCCCCUAAAGCAAACCAUAAACCUAGAAAGGUUAUUUACCCUUUCCCUUCUCCCUUGAACACCCUUUUUUUUUAAAGAGAGAGAGAGUGAGAGCGCAUGCGCGCACGAGAGAGAGAGAGAGAGAGAGAGAGAGAGAGAGAGAGAGAGAGAGAGAGAGAGAAUUUUCUUUUAAUAUUUAUUUUUUAGUUUUCGGUGGACACAACAUCUUUGUUUGUAUGUGGUGCUGAGGAUCGAACCUGGGCCGCACGCAUGCCAGGCGAGCGAGCUACCGCUUGAGCCACAUCCCCAGCCCCCUUGAACACCCUUAUUCCAGAGGAAUCUUGCUCCACAUCCAGGAGAAACGAAUGAUGAUGCACAGAGGCUGAGAAAAAUCUGGACAGGCCAUGCUGGACUUCCCGCUUAAUCCAUCAUACCCUUUUUGUCCAAAAAUGUUUCUAUGUGACUAUUCAUGCUUCAUCAGACUUAAGCAUGAACCUUGAAAUGAAGACCCCUGGGUCUCUGGGCCUUCAUUUUGAAAGGGUCCCAUAUCACAUUAAACUUUAAUUAAAUAAAUUUUGCUAUGCUUUUCUCUUA
Marmota monax (woodchuck) is the source of this 11275-nucleotide messenger RNA. It is a transcript of the gene Snx1, whose product is annotated as sorting nexin 1. The coding region runs from base 98 to 1762 and encodes 554 amino acids. The record is from RefSeq and is a predicted model, not a curated record. NCBI's taxonomy places the organism in Eukaryota, Metazoa, Chordata, Mammalia, Rodentia, Sciuridae. The transcript is spliced from 15 exons. Gene Ontology annotation, biological process: early endosome to Golgi transport; intracellular protein transport. Gene Ontology annotation, molecular function: phosphatidylinositol binding. Gene Ontology annotation, cellular component: endosome; endosome membrane.